Messenger RNA from Coregonus sp. 'balchen', 20267 nucleotides. The record is from the annotation of a GenBank genome assembly. Lineage: Eukaryota; Metazoa; Chordata; Actinopteri; Salmoniformes; Salmonidae.
GCGCUGAGGAUGACAUGAGGGAGCCAACCUGGGAGUGUCCGGAGGUCCAAGCCCUCUUUCUUCUCCUUCUCUCCUCCUCUCUUUCUGCCCAUUACCUCUGUGUGUGACGGUCAUGACUUAGGGUUGGUGUGAGCCCCCCCCCCCCCCCCCCUCCCUUCCUUGGAGCACCGAGUCUUGGAGACAGUGCUUCACUCGCCUUGCUUACAUGAGCCAGCAGGAUGCGGCUGCGGUCCUUGCACUCUCCGAGCGCCUCCUUGUAGCCUCGCACAAGGGCCAGGCUGACAAUGUGGUCCAGCUCAUCAACAAGGGCGCCAAAGUAGCAGUCACCAAGGUACGUGGAUUGGAGGAGGUUGUCUUCUUGUGUGUUCAUAACACUUUUGUCUUUUCAAUGUGUUUAUUAUACUAAGUAGUGGUGGUCACCCAGGCUGGGCCACCAGGCUUUUUUCUGUCAAACAUGUAUUGUGUACCAUAGGAGGAUGGUGGCACCUUAAUUGGGAAGGACGGGCUCGUGGUAAUGGCUGGAGUGAAAUAAUUGGAAUGGUAUCAAAUACAUUAAACACAUGGUUAGAUGCCAUUCCAUUUGCUCCGUUCCAGCCAUUAUUAGGAGCCAUACUGCCAUCAGCAACCUCCACUGCUGUGUACUGUUUCUGUGUGUAGCCAAUAUGGGUGGGUUUGUGUGGGUACUGUGUCUGACCCAACUGCAGCCUCAUUGGGCCACCAGGGCAAUGACAGUGGGGCUGAUUUAUGUGUGUAGUGUGGCACAUCAUUCAUGCUAUGAUUAGAUCCCCUCUACAGCCCAAUUUCUAAAGAUUAGUGGGACUGGAGCAGUAUAUGAAUCUAUUAUAAUCCUCAAUCUUUCAUGGAUACUAGUACUAUCUAUAAAACUACCCUGUUUCAUCACAGUAAGUUACAGUAGCUGUAUUUUACAGGAAGGGGAAUGUGUUGGUUACAAAUUAACACGGCCACAAGGGACUCUCUCUAAAGCUGAUUUUAACCGUGUGUGUGUUACUUGUGUGAAGGAGCUUUGUCAUCGCUCCAUCUGGCUGUCCGCGAGCACAGCUGUGGGAGCACAGAUCUGGGUAAACACGCUGACACACGCAACACAGUUUAAACCUCUCUUUGAGGUCACACCACACAAUGCUGGGAGAGAAGAUUUCUUAUACAUGCCAUGUAGCCCCAAGCCUCUGCACUGACAGGAGCUGUGGAGGAAUACAGUACAAAUGCAAGAGAUUGACACAUUUAAUAUAUGCUGAUGUAAUACUGUAUGUUCAGCUUGAAUCAACAGUGUUACCACAAUAUGACAAUAAUGUAUUGUCAUCAUUGCAUGCCAUGGCUUUACAGAAUGUUGUAUUGUAUCUCCCAAAGACAGUGAACUUAGGUGCGUGCUGCAGUGUUUACAUUAAAUCCAUCUGUGAGUUUGGGUGUUUGCUGAGAGAGUCACAGCCAGACGUGCUUGAUUGAAGUAAUGUGCGGCAGUAGCAAUCCUGUCUGUCUGUGAAGUGAAUAACCUGUCUUUGUGUCUCUGUCAGAGCAGCUCUGGUAAUUAAGACAGACCUGAGGUGUUGAGACAAUAUGUAGGUCUUCCUCAAAUCUUCACAGUCUUUCUCUUUAUAGACCACAAUGUGAUACUGGCCGAUAAGACAGCCAGGCAGAGGCCUUUUUUUCCUGAGCCUCAUAAAUGUACUUCCUCAAUAACACAUCUCUGGGCAGAAGCUUUCUUUCUGCUUUCUGUGAUGUUCAUGUUAAAUGCUGUGUGCCCCUUUAAGAGCGCACAAGAGUUAUGGGCUAAGGGAAACUUUAAAUCCUCUUUAAUUUGUCAAGAAUGCUGCAUUUUUUAUUGUUUCAGGAAACAAACUGCAAUUCUUACACUUACAGCUGAAUAUGAGUGAAAUAUGAAUACAUGACUGACUGAAUAUAUUAAUGUUGUCAGUUAUCUAUCCUACAUGGCUGUAUCUGAUAGGCCUACCUGUCUCUGAUAAUGUUACAUCUAGCUGUAUUUUCAAGUUUUUGGCUGGGUUCCCUAGUAACAAAAAAAACAAGAAACAUGAGGUUUACAUUUCAGUUGGAAAUUCCUCUGCUUCAGGGGAAGAGGAGGGGAGGGGAGGAGGGUAUCGUAGUGGGGAGUGUGAGGGAAAGUGUCAAGUUUUGGAUGGAUGUUUUAGUUCUGAGGAAGAGAAACUCUUUUGAGAAUGAGAAAGAUGGAGAGAAUAAGAAAGAGAGGAGUUAGAAUAUAACCAGUCGUGAGUUCUCUAAGGUCAUACCAGGCCACGGAGCAGAGAGCAGGCCCUAUCCAUUCACAGUCUCCUGGGUCCUGACUGUGUUUUCCUGGCCCAGUGAAACUCAACCCCUGCCUGGCCAUAGUGAAUACCAGGCAGUGCCAAGCCGCACCCAUGUAGCAGGCCACACUCGCCUGCGGUCUCUCCCCAUUUAAUGGAGGGCUGUGAGGAUUAGGUGUUAAUAAGGGUUUUUCUCUUUUUUUUAUACCUUUAUUUAACUAGGCAAGUCAGUUAAGAACAAAUUCUUAUUUACAAUGACGGCCUACACCGGCCAUUCCCGGACGACGCUGGGCCAAUUGUGCACCGCCCUAUGGCACUCCCAAUCACAGCCAGUUGUGAUACAGCCUGGAAUCGAACCAGGGGGUCUGUAGUGACGCCUCAAGCACUGAGAUGCAGUGCCUUAGACUGCUGUGCCACUCAGGAGCCCUUUACAUUUCUAACCUUAUCUAAUCCAAUACAGCACAUGAUCGUAAUGUCGGGUAGUAUCACUGAUUUAGUCUGGCAAACAAUCCAUUAUUACCAUAUAAAGAUAAACCUCCCAAAACUAUAAAUACACAUUUGCUCCAUAGCAGGCUGCAGGUCCAUAAGUCUGGGCCUAAGAGCCGGAGGAUGUGGGGUCAUAUCCAUAACCAGCUAUAGAAGUUCCCUUCCAUUCUAGCUCGUUUAAACCGGAUGUGGAUUAAACAUUUGUUUGUUUACUGGCGACUCAUUAUUCAAAUGGGUGGUGUGGCCAUGACAGACAGAUUGCGUGUGGCUUACUGCUGUGCCAUGAUGAUAGCACCAUGUGUUACUGGGUAGGCUGACCUGUAGACACAUUGUCACUCUCUCUCUGUGGCUGUGUCUGACAUACAGUCUGGUUGGCUUCACUUGGUUUCUCUCUCUUCAGUUGAUGGUCUCUCUUCAAUUGCUGUGCCCCUCUCUUCUGUGUGUGAGAGUGUGUGUUCUGUGUCCACAGUACGGCAGAAGUCCCCUGCAUCUGGCCUCCUAUAAGGGCCACACCGAGGUUGUGCGCAUUCUCCUGAAGGCCGGCUGCGAUCUGGAUAUCCAGGACGAUGUAAGUACCCAGAGACUGUCUGUUUGUAUACGGCCUUUAAUUUGCUCUGCCCUCUUUCCAUGUUUCCAGCUAGCACUGCAGUCAUGAUUGUGAUGAUGAAUUUGUGUGUGGACCAUUGCUUUGUUUUCUCUGGCAUUGCAUUAGUGUCGCUCAUAAUCUUCCCAAAUGAACAUCACACCCAUUUUACACGAUGUAAUAUUUGUACAAUAUCAGAAUAUUUAACAUAGACCUUUAAAUGUGAACUAGGUCACUUUUGAAGCACACAAACAUAACAUUUGCAUGAAGAUCCUGAGUCUGGCUGCUGGUGUGUUUGAUUGCAGUGUAGUUUCUCCUGCGUGUGGACACCCUUUCCAUUUCUCUAAGACUGUCACACUAGUAGUGUAAUGACCUCCAGUGGCCUAGAGUGGGAUUAUUUGGACUGCCAUCUUGAGGGAUGCAGCAGACCUCCACGGGUCUCGCUCUCUGGGUGCAGGUCAACCCUCCUCCCCCUCCCCAGUCCCACACCCACAGAUAACGGCCCAAAGCUCUGGCGCUCCCAAAUUCUCUCCAUCUGGUCAAUGAGCUCCCGAUCCCGAACGGGCCACAGUGCGUCCUCGGCCACCAAUUGCCACAAGGAGAAGGGGGAGGAGGGGAGAGAGAAACUGCAGUGGAGGAAGGCUACUGGAACUGGGCCUGGGAGAGAGCCAGGAAGAUCAGGGAGAGUGAAGAAGGAGGUUAGAGAAAAGCUACUCUGAGCCAGUGGAAAAUAAUCACUCUCCCAAUCCACUACUACUGCACGUCCUCUGGUGUUGGGCACGCCUUUUAGUUAUCUCACUUGGAAUGACCAAACCACAACCCCACCUCCUCCACUCAAAGGAAUCACUGCUUCUUCUUGCUCUUCUUUUUUCCACCCUUCUCAUGACAUGUCAAACCUGGUCUACAAAACGUCACUCUGUUGAGCUGCAGUUAGGAUGGUUCUCCAUGUUUGUAGGAAUUCCAUUUAUGGUAGAACAUAAAUGAGCUGGGCUGAACUGAGUGCUUUUGCCUGCUGCUGCUGUGUGCUCUAUUCACUGCUUUGUAUGGAGGAUAACCACUGUAGUAGACUGGAUAGUAUGGAGGCCUAUCUGGUGUCAAACUGCAGUGUUGGAUGAUUGUUGUAACAUCAUUGUAAUUUCUUGUGUUAAUAAUAACCUGAAACAUAGUACUUGAGAAAGUCAGUUUGUCAACUGCAAUGGAAUGGAAAGUCAUUAACCAGUGAAUGUGGUAUUUGUAUUCAUCAUUGUCCUGUGAACCUCAGUAAUUGUUGUGAAAACCCCUGACUGAUCAGUGUGUGUGUGUGUGCAGGGUGAGCAGACAGCCUUACACCGGGCAGCCGUGGUGGGAAACAGUGAUGUUAUCUCUGCCCUCAUCCAGGAAGGGUGUGCUCUGGACAGACAGGACAAGGUACAUAUCACACACACACGCACGCACACACACAGCACUCACACACACACAGCAGCGAUCACACAGGGCUAAAAGCACAGCCCCAAUGCACUCACAGGCAUAGAGUGAUUUUAAACCCUCCCAGAAUUGUCAGACAGCACUAAAACGAUUUGACAAUCUGUAGAGAAAACACUGCGCCUGUAAUCUGCUUAACCCCCAUUCAUUCCCAGCGAAGAAAUAGGAAGCGUCCAAAAUGGCACCCUAUUCCCUAUAUAGUGGUCAAAAGUAGUGCACUAAAUAGGGAACAGGGUGCCAUUUGGGAUGGAUCCACAGCCCAUGGAAGUCCAUGUGAAUAGAAAGUGUGUUUAUGGCUAGGCCUAGACACGCAACCUCUUAUGUUCCUCACUAAUAUCCUACUUAUCUUGCUAUGUUAGCUAUUUUGACUUUAAGAGAAACAAAAACACUGUUGUCCAGUAUGAUAGUUACCAAUCCAGAGGUCAGGUUGUGGAUGUGUGAAGCUCUUGAGUGUGUGUUUGGUAUUACAGGACGGUAACACUGCUCUGCAUGAGGUCUCGUGGCACGGCUUCAGCCAGUCUGUCAAACUGCUGGUCAAGGCCGGAGCCAACGUUCACUCAAAAAACAAGGUAAUUCUUCUGCAAAUACUGUAGAUGUGAUUGUUAUAAUAAUAAUAAUAAUAAUAAUAUGCCAUUUAGCAGACGCUUUUAUCCAAAGCGACUUACAGUCAUGUGUGCAUAAAUGUUUGUGUAUGGGUGGUCCCGGGGAUCGAACCCACUACCCUGGCGUUACAAGCGCCGUGCUCUACCAGCUGUUCACAGUUAUAAAACAGCUGUGGUUCCAAAAGGUCCUGUGCUGUGACUGCAGACGACUGGAGAGCUUUUAGUGGUGUUGAGUGGUGACCUGGGUGGUGUUCAGUAGGGCACACCAUAGCAGAGAUAUAGAGCUGCAAACGGAAACCUGUGCUCUAAUUGAACAAGUUGAGCUUUGUACAAUACCUCCCAGUCUCACUCUGUCCCAAAAUGUUCUCUCCCUAUUAAACACAACCCUGGUGUCUGUCUGUCCGUCCGUCCGUCCAUGUAGGCAGGGAACACAGCCCUCCACCUGGCCUGUCAGAACGGCCACGCUCAGAGCUCCAAGGUCCUGCUGCUGGGUGGCUCCAGGCCCGACAGCAAGAACCAUGUAAGUCCUCCUCCUCCAUGGGUUGGCUAGUCUAUGGGGCGCCGUUUGUAACGUCCUAUCAUUUGUGAAAAAUAUUAAUUCCGUGGCAUGAAAUAUAGCAUGUUACAAAUGGCACUCCAUAGUAGCCUUCCCAUGAUUUUAGACAUGAUCUCCUGGUAUCUCUGAACCACUGCUUAGGAAAUCCACAGUGACAACAGAAGCCUCUCUACGGUUAACUACAACCACAGAGCAGUUUGCAUGCAGUCACUUAAUUAUGUAACGGUGUAUACAUGUGAGUGCUCUGCUCUGCACUUCAAACGUAAUCGCCCCUCAUGGGUGAAUUGAAAAAAGUAGAUCUCAAGUAGCUCUCAAUGCAGUUCGUUAGUCCUCUGAUACACUAGCCACUUCCCAGUGCCAUGCAUCGCUCCUAUACUUCUCCUUGACUGCUCUCCCAACAGCUGUGUAAAAGGAAACUCAAGCUGUGUGUGGUGGUGGUCUCUCUUCAUUGUGUUCCAGGUGGGUGACACAUGUCUGCAUGUGGCGGCCCGCUACAACCAUGUGUCCAUGCUCCGCAUCCUCCUGGGAGCCUUCUGCUCCGUGGCAGAGAAGAACCAGGUUAGUCUGAGCAUGUGACUGACUACUUUCACACAGAGGGCUUUUCCUUCUUUUUAUGUAAUGUUUUGUAUAUUUUAAAGGGGUUUGAAUCGACACCACUUUCUCUCUGCUUUCUGCUCACCCUCAUUGAGAUGUAAUUGGAGAAUUACAUGUGUUACAACUUUUAUAUAUAUUUUUGAUUUAUUUUGUAGAUUUCUAUUGAUCAGAAAGGGUAUGUGAUGCAUGUACACGUAAUAUGUGAAUAUACUUCUCAGUAGCUUUUAGCCGCUUAUAAUGUACAGUAAUAAUAUGCCUAUGAUUAUCAUGCAAAUCAUAUCUUUGUCAAAGGUCCUUUACUUUAAUUACCCUAAGUUAGCCUUAGCAUUGUGCAGUUAGCCUACUGGAUAUAGUAUAUGUAUGGCUGUAUUUCGCUUUUAAUAGCAAAGAGCAGGGACAGUAUAACAUUGUUCUGUAUUUGUUUGUUGAAGCGUAAAAACCCAGCGGAACAUACACUUCAUUAUGCUAAGUCUCUCUCUCUGUCUCUCUCUCUCUUCCUCUCUCUCUCUCUGGGCCAGGCUGGGGACACACCGCUGCAUGUUGCAGCAGCGCUGAAUCAUAAGAAAACAGUGCGACUUCUGCUGGAGGCUGGAACAGAGAGCAACAUCCGCAACAACGUGAGUGGAGUGCCCCAGGCCCCCGAACCCGUCUCUGCUCUACACUCUUAGAAAAAAGGGUUCCAAAAGGGUUCUUCAGCUGUCCCCAUAGGAGAACCCUUUUUGGUUCCAGGUAGAACCCUUUUUGGUUCCAGAGAGAACCCUUUUGGGUUCCAUGUAGAACCCUCUGGGGAAAGGAUUUUACAUGGAACCCAAAUGGGUUCUACCUGGAACCAAAAAAGGUUAUUCAAAGGGUUCUCCUAUGAGGACAGCCGAAGAACCAUUUUAGGUUUUAGAUAGCACCUUUUUUUCUAAGAGUGUACUAUACUCUACUAUGUUGACUAUGCUCUGGAGUAGUCAUGCACUUCUAAAGGCCGUCUUAAUCAUGACUAAUGUCACCGCACAUUCUGUUUGGUGAAUAACCUGCUCUGGAGCCAUGGUUGUAGUUUUUCACUCAGUCACAGUAAAGCCAUGCAGACUUUGAUAAGAAACCACAGUAUGUUGUUCAAGAAAUGCAAUUUUGACAUACUGACAACUGAAUAAGCGACUUGGAAAUAUCUAUUUACAUUUAUGCUUAACUUCGUUGCCUGAUGACUCAAACUGAAUUCUUCCGCUGCUAUGUUCGCUACAUACUUCAGUCUGAGACUGCCAUCGUUGAAAUCGUUUGUGGUGAUGUCAAAAUGGGGAGUGUUGUACAAAACAAAGUUAUUAGCGAUUGGAUCAUCUCUAACCAAUCAGAGUAUCAAAGCCAAGCUCAAAACGCAGCUUUACCCACUUGUGUUCUGGCUCUGGCCCAACCCAUCAGUUUCUGGGACCAAUCAGAAUGGUUAGGAUGUGUUUGCUUUCUAGAAAUCGUCAGGGAGGUACUCAGAUUCAGACUCAUUGUGGAGAAGAAACUAACGUCCGUUUGGCCGAAGCAAGAAGUUUGGGUAGCCAGGCAAUUAACAUAGUGCCAUACCCAGUUGAAUCAUGUAUCUCUAACUAGGUGUUGUAGCCCUGGUUGACUGGCCUCUUGUCUCUGUGUUUGAGCAGGCAGGCCAGACUGCACUCGACCAGGCCAGAGACCACAACAACCCAGACAUAGCUCUGCUUCUGACCAAAGCACCUCAGGUGAGUACAGGUUCACCCAGUCUGUCCAGCAGGGGCACCCAGGCAAUGUUAUUAUUUUAGUUUCACACACCGACCUUAUCUACAGUGAGGGAAAAAAGUAUUUGAUCCCCUGCUGAUUUUGUACGUUUGCCCCCUGACAAAGAAAUGAUAAGUCUAUAAUUUUAAUGGUAGGUUUAUUUGAACAGUGAGAGACAGAAUAACAACAAAAAAAUCCAGAAAAACGCAUGUCAAAAAUGUUAUAAAUUGAUUUGCAUUUUAAUGAGGUAAAUAAGUAUUUGACCCCCUUUCAAUCAGAAAGAUUUCUGGCUCCCAGGUGUCUUUUAUACAGGUAACGAGCUGUGAUUAAGAGCACACUCUUAAAGGGAGUGCUCCUCAUCUCAGUUUGUUACCUGUAUAAAAUAACACCUGGGAGCCAGAGCAAUCAAUCAAUCAGAUUCCAAACUCUCCACCAUGGCCAAGACCAAAGAGCUCUCCAAGGAUGUCAGGGACAAGAUUUUAGACCUACACAAGGCUGGAAUGGGCUACAAGACCAUCGCCAAGCAGCUUGGUGAGAAGGUGACAACAGAUGGUGCGAUUAUUCGCAAAUGGAAGAAACACAAAAUAACUGUCAAUCUCCCUCGGCCUGGGGCUCCAUGCAAGAUCUCACCUUGUGGAGUUGCAAUGAUCAUGAGAACGGUGAGGAAUCAGCCCAGAACUACACGGGAGGAUCUUGUCAAUGAUCUCAAGGCAGCUGGGACCAUAGUCACCGAGAAAACAAUUGGUAACACACUACGCCGUGAAGGACUGAAAUCCUGCAGCGCCCGCAAGGUCCCCCUGCUCAAGAAAGCACAUAUACAUGCCCGUCUGUAGUUUGCCAAUGAACAUCUGAAUGAUUCAGAGGAGAACUGGGUGAAAGUGUUGUGGUCAGAUGAGACCAAAAUCGAGCUCUUUGGCAUCAACUCAACUCGCCGUGUUUGGAGGAGGAGGAAUGCUGCCUAUGACCCCAAGAACACCAUCCCCACCGUCAAACAUGGAGGUGGAAACAUUAUGCUUUAGGGGUGUUUUUCUGCUAAGGGGACAGGACAACUUCACCGCAUCAAAGGGACGAUGGACGGGGCCAUGUACCGUCAAAUCUUGGGUGAGAACCUCCUUCCCUCAGCCAGGGCAUUGAAAAUGGGUCGUGGAUGGGUAUUACAGCAUGACAAUGACCCAAAACACACGGCCAAGGCAACAAAGGAGUGGCUCAAGAAGAAGCACAUUAAGGUCCUGGAGUGGCCUAGCCAGUCUCCAGACCUUAAUCCCAUAGAAAAUCUGUGGAGGGAGCUGAAGGUUCGAGUUGCCAAACGUCAGCCUCUAAACCUUAAUGACUUGGAGAAGAUCUGCAAAGAGGAGUGGAACAAAAUCCCUCCUGAGAUGUGUGCAAACCUGGUGGCCAACUACAAGAAACAUCUGACCUCUGUGAUUGCCAACAAGGGUUUUGCCACCAAGUACUAAGUCAUGUUUUGCAGAGGGGUCAAAUACUUAUUUCCCUCAUUAAAAUGCAAAUCAAUUUCUAACAUUUUUUACAUGCGUUUUUCUGGAUUUUUUUGUUGUUAUUCUGUCUCUCACUGUUCAAAUAAACCUACCAUUUAAAUUAUAGACUGAUCAUGUCUUUGUCAGUGGGUAAACCUACAAAAUCAGCAGGGGAUCAAAUACUUUUUUCCCUCACUGUAUAUAUUUAUAUAGAAAACACUCAUGCUGUGUUUGGACUUGAAUAUAGAUACUUCAGAUGUUUGACUGGCGUUUUUAUCUGUCUGAAAUUCUCAUAUCGCCAUAACACCUACCUGACAUCAUUCCUGUGGGUUGGCAGUAAAGGUGUUUCUGCGUUAAGUGCAAGUAUGGGCAGAGUCCGUAGGAGACUGCUAUAGAGCUAGAUAGCCAUUGGCACUUGGAAGUGAUAGGGAAAUUGAGAGGCUAAACUAGUCAGCAUUAUUUGUGCUAUUUUAGCUGUAGCUACAGUGCCUUCAGAAAGUAUUCAGACCCCUUGACUUUUUCCACAUUUUGUUACAUUACAGCCUUAUUCUAAAAUUGAUCAAAUUGUUUCCCUCAUCAAUCUACACACAAUACCCCAUAAUGACAAAGCAAAAACAGUUUUUUUGAAUGUUUGCUAAUUUAUAACAAAUAAAAAAACGGAAAUAUUACAUUUACAUAAGUAUUCAGUACUUUGUUGAAGCACCUUUGGCAGCGAUUACAGCAUCGAGUCUUUGGGUAUGACGCUACAAGCUUGGCACACCUGUAUUUGGGGAGUUUCUCCCAUUCUUCUCUGUAGAUCCUCUCAAGCUCUGUCAGGUUGGAUGGGGAGCGUUGCUGCACAGCUAUUUUCAGGUCUCUCCAGAGAUGUUCGAUCGGGUUCAAGUCUGGGCUCUGGUCGUUGUCCUGUUGGAAGGUGAACCUUCGCCCCAGUCUGAGGUCCUGAGCGCUCUGGAGCAGGUUUUCAUCAAGGAUCUCUCUGUACUUUGCUCCGUUCAGCUUUGCCUCGAUCCUGACUAGUCUCCCAGUCCCUGCCGCUGAAAAACAUCCCCACAGCAUGAUGCUGCCACCACCAUGCUUCACUGUAGGGAUGGUGCCAGGUUUCCUCCAGACAUGAAGCUUGGCAUUCAGGCCAAAGAGUUCAAUCUUGGUUUCAUCAGACCAGAGAAUCUUAUUUCUCAUGGUCUGAGAGUCUUUAGGUGCCUUUUGGCAAACUCCAAGCGGGCUGUCAUGUGCCUUUUACUGAGGAGUGGCUUCCGUCUGGCCACACUACCAUAAAGGCCUGAUUGGUGGAGUGCUGCAGAGAUGGUUGUCCUUCUGGAAGGUUCUCCCAUCUCCACAGAGGAACUCUAGAGCUCUGUCAGAGUGACCAUUGGGUUCUUGGUCACCAUCAAGUUGUAGAAACAUCUCAAGGAUGAUCAAUGGAAACAGGAUGCACCUGAGCUCAAUUUCGAGUCUCAUAGCAAAGGGUCUGAAUACUUAUGUAAAUAAGCUAUUUUAUUUUUAAUACAUUUGCAAAAAUGUCUAAAAACCGUUUUUUACUUCAUCAUUAUUGGGUAUUGUGUGUAGAUUGCUGAGGAUUUUUAUUUAUUUAAUCCAUUUUAGAAUUAGGCUGUAACGUAACAAAAUGUGGAAAAAGUCAAGGGGUCUGAAUACCUUCCAAAGGCACUGUAUAUCCCUACUUACUCAAGAAACCUUCACUAAUUGAAUCAUUUGCAUUUGCUCCAUGUAAAGAGCUGGGCAGACUAAAGUACGGUAAAUAAAAACAGGACCUUCAACCAAUCAAUGGCCGUCAGUAAAUGUAAAGCCUCAGUGAAUAAAAAACUGGCCCUUAGUUCUCACACUGCUCUCCCUCUGUGUAUUCAGGUCCAGAGCUUCACCCGAGGCAGGAGUAUGAGGAAGAGGAGGGACAAGCUGAUGGCUGAACGCCGAGCACAGUCUGUGCCCAGGGAUGAGAUGCUCCCCAGGAAGGUAUAGUUACAGUACAGCUGACCAUCUCACUCUAACUGUGUGAUAUGAUAUGAUAACACAGAUGUGGAGAUGUUCCAGUUUUGUUGUUCCUCACAGGACAGUGCAUCUGCUGCUGACGACACCCACAGCAGCGACCUCGUCGCCCGCAAACACGAGGUGAUCGAGGCGAGCACAAACAGGAAGCUCAAAGAGAAGGUCAUCUAUUACCUUAACCUUCUAACAACAGCACAUGUUUACCCAGGUGAAAUAUGUUAUUCAUAUUAAACAGAUGGAAUAUGUGAUAUAUUGUUGCAGCCCUCCGUCUCUGACCCCCUCCGCCGUAGAGAGAACAAACACAGAGAGAAGAGGCGGGGCAAACUGCGUGGCUCCUCCCCCCAGCCCCCGCCUCACAACCACAAGGCCUAUCAGCUGUACACUCUGUACCGUGGCAAGGAUGGCAAGAUCAUGCAGGUGGAUAGAAAGAACACACAGACAACAGAGCUUUUGUUUUACAUUUUUCAUGUGAUGCUAUGAUUUCAUUAUGCUUACACUUCACUUUUUAAAGUUUAAUGUUGCUUUUAAAGCACUGUGAAUGGAGCUACUAGCAGAUAUUUUCUGUCAUGUUGAAACCUUGUAACAGGCUUUGCUGCUAUAUUCUUCUAUGUAGAAAACACAUAUUACAGUCGGAGCAAGGCCCUGCGACAGACCAGCAUCCUGUCCAGGAGGUGUACUUGUACAUCUAGCUGCCUCAUGCUACAGGCCAUUCUGGCUCGGACAAGACUUAUGUACUUACUAAUUAAUUAUAUUUCAGUUUGAGUUUGUGUCUGCUAUCAAGUGGAUCAGUGCCCAUGGUUGGUUUCUGUGUCCCAGGCGCCUAUCAAUGGCUGCCGCUGUGAGCCUCUGAUCAUCAAGCUGGAGAACCAGCUGGAGGCCACCAAGGAGGAGAUGAAGACGGAGAUCCACACGGUGCAGGACCUGAUGAACAACAAGAUGGGACAGUUGGACCGCAAGAACAAACAUCAGGUACAUAAUAGACCAGGGUCCUGUUCAUUAAGGCGUUUUCAACUUUUUGCAACGUAAACCGAAAAUUAUAGUUUCUUAUUGGACCAGUCCAGGACAGGUAGACCAGUCCCAGUUUCAGUCCAUUCUCUUCCGUUUGGUGCCUAAUGAAUACUACCUACAUCCCACAAGCCUCUGAAGUCACAGCAGUGGAUGUGAUGAAAUGAAGUGUAAUGUUAGUCAAGUCAAAAACAGCUGUGAGCUUUUCUUUCACAACCGGUGUCUUGCAUUUAUUAUGACAGCUUUAUCAGGCUCAGGCAUUUAACUCUAUGUGGUUUGUGAUUGUGUGGUUCUAGAUCCGUGCUCUAGAUAAGAUGACAGUAGAGAGGGUGUCAGCAGAGAGGACAGAGUGCCAACACAGGAUCGACCAGAGGGCCAUGCAGGAUAGACAGGAGGGGGAGAAGAGACAGGUAAUACUAACAGCAGUGUCAACACACUCAACACAGCAAGAGAGGCGGGUCUCAGAUGGACAAAACACUAGUUCCCAUACCUUCAUGUGCCAUCAUUAAACUUUUUAAUUCAAGGUUGUCGUGAAUUUUUUUUUUAAUAUUACAACAAUGCUUUAAAGUAACUGCCCAGUGAUUUCAGAUUUCUAUUAAAUAUGACCUAUAAUUACUUACAAUGUGAGUGAAAUAGUUUUCCUUCCCAAAUUGUUUUAAUUAGGUAUGUUAAAAAGCAUAUUUUCUAUGUUGGAAUGGUGUGUGCGUACCCCAACAACAGAAUGGUGUGGGCGUAUACCGGUCAUUAAAAAUAUUCACCCAAGUAGACCGCUGAUUGGCCAGCUCAUCCUCCUCUAGACCUAGCACUACAUAGCUGAUUCAAAUAACGCAACUCAUCAUCAAGCGUUGAUUAUUUGAAUCCGCUGUGUAGUGCUAUAGCAAAAAACUAAACGUGCACCCAGGUGGGGCCCCAGGACUGAGUUUGGGAAACCCUGCUCUAGAACGCUGAUUGGCCAGCUCAUCCUCCUCAGGGAGAUGACAUCAUGUUCUAUGAGGAAAUAGCAAGCAUUUUUGAAACUGACUGUUUGAGAUACAGUGCCUUGCAAAAGUAUUCAUCCCCCUUGGCGUUUUUCCUAUUUUGUUGCAUUACAACCUGUAAUUUAAAUUGAUUUUUAUUUGGAUUUCAUGUAAUGGACGUACACAAAAUAGUUGAAAUUGGUGAAGUGAAAUUUUAAAAGAAUUCUAAAAAAUAAAUGCUAUGAAGCCCCUAAAUAAGAUCUGGUGCAACCAAUUACCUUCAGAAGUCACAUAAUUAGUUAAAUAAAGUCCAGCUGUGUGCAAUCUAAGUGUCACAUGAUCUGUCACAUGAUCUCAGUAUAUAUACACCAGUUCUGAAAGGCCCCAGAGUCUGCAACAGCACUAAGCAAGGGGCACCACCAAGCAAGUGGCACCAUGAAGACCAAGGAGCUCUCCAAACAGGUCAGGGACAAAGUUGUGGAGAAGUACAGAUCAGGGUUGGGUUAUAAAAAAUAUUGGAAACUUUGAACAUCCCACAGAGCACCAUUAAAUCCAUUAUUAAAAUAUGGAAAGAAUAUGGGACCACAACAAACCUGCCAAGAGAGGGCCGCCCACCAAAACUCACAGACCAGGCAAGGAGGGCAUUAAUCAGAGAGGCAACAAAGAGAUCAAAGAUAACCAUGAAGGAGCUGCAAAGUUCCACAGCGGAGAUUGGAGUAUCUGUUCAUAGGACCACUUUAAGCUGUACACUCCACAGAGCUGGGCUUUACGGAAGAGUGGCCAGAAAAAAAGCCAUUGCUUAAAGAACAAAAUAAGCAAACACAUUUGGUGUUCGCCAAAAGGCAUGUGGGAGACUCCCCAAACAUAUGGAAGAAGGUACUCUGGUCAGACGAGACUAAAAUUGAGCUUUUUGGCCAUCAAGGAAAACGCUAUGUCUGGCGCAAAACCAACACCUCUCAUCACCCCGAGAACACCAUCCCCACAGUGAAGCAUGGUGGUGGCAGCAUCAUGCUGUGGGGAUGUUUUUCAUCAGCAGGCAGGGACUGGGAAACUUGUCAGAAUUGAAGGAAUGAUGGAUGGCACUAAAUACAGGGACAUUCUUGAGGGAAACCUGUUUCAGUCUUCCAGAGAUUUGAGACUGGGACGGAGGGUCACCUUCCAGCAGGACAAUGACCCUAAGCAUACUGCUAAAGCAACACUUGAUUGGUUUAAGGGGAAACAUUAAAUGUCUUGAAAUGGCCUAGUCAAAGCAUAGACCUCAAUCCAAUUGAGAAUCUGUGGUAUGGCUUAAAGAUUGCUGUACACCAGCGGAACCCAUCCAACUUGAAGGAGCUGGAGCAGUUUUGCCUUGAAGAAUGGGAAAAAAUCCCAGUGGCUAGAUGUGCCAAGCUUAUAGCGACAUACCCCAGCUUGCAGCUGUAAUUGAAACGUGCAGCUGUAAUUGCUGCAAAAGGUGGCUCUACAAGGUAUUCACUCUUAUGUUUUUUGGUCUUAUUUCUUGUUUGUUUCACAAUAAAAAAUAUUUUUCAUCUUCAAAGUGGUAGGCAUGUUGUGUAAAUGAAAUGAUACAAGCCCCCAAAAAAUCCAUUUUUGGGGGGGGGGGUGAAUAAUUUCGCAAGCUACUGUACAAGUUUGAGGUGUGUUUUUUAAAGUUAUAUUUCUCCAAUUAAUGCUUUGGCCACAUACGAGUAUAGGACGAGUCAACAACAUUAUUUAGAUAUGAGUUAACAGAAUAUGAACUUUUAAAAGUGAAAAGAAAAAAAAAAGACAGUUAUUUUAACACUUCUAGAUAAUAGAUAGUAUACUGAACAAAAAUAUAAAUGCAACAUGCAACAAUUUCAACGAUUUUACUGAGAUACAGUUCAUAUAAGGAAAUCAGUCAAUUGAAAUAAAUUCAUUAGGCCCUAAUCUAUAGAUUUCACGACUGGGCAGGGGUGCAGCCAUGGGUAGGCCCACCCACAUGGGGAGCCAGGCCCACAAAAGGGCUUUAUUACAGUCAGAAAUACUCCUCAGUUUCAUCAGCUGUCCGGAUGGCUGGUCUCAGUCGAUCCCGCAGGUGAAGUAGCCGGAAGUGGAGGUCCUGGGCUGGCGUGGUUACACGUGGUUUGCGGUUGUGAGGACGGUUGGAUGUACUGCCAAAUUCUCUAAAACGACGUUGGAGGCGGUUUAUGGUAGACAAAUUAACAUUAAAUUAUCUGGCAACAACUCUGGUGGACAUUCCUGCAGUCAGCAUGCCAAUUGCACGCUCUCUCAAAACUUGAGACAUCUGUGGCAUUGCGUUGUGUGACAAAACUGCACAUUUUAGAGUGGCCUUUUAUUGUCCCCAGCACAAGGUGCACCUGUGUAAUGAUCAUGCUGUUUAAUCAGCUUCUUGAUAUACCACACUUGUCAGGUGGAUGGAUUAUCUUGGCAAAGGAUAAAUGCUCACUAACAGGGAAGUAAAAAAUGUGUGCACAAAAUUUGAGGGAAAUAAGCUUUUGUGCGUAUGGACAAUUUCUGGGAUCUUUUAUUUCAGCUCAUGAAACAUAGGACCAACACUUUACAUGUUGCGUUUAUAUUUUUGUUCAGUAUACAGUUGAAGUCGGAUGUUUACAUACACCUUAGCCAAAUGCAUUUAAACUCAGUUCUUCACAAUUCCUGACAUUUAAUCCAAGUAAAAAUGCCCUGUCUUAGGUCAGUUAGGAUCACCACUUUAUUUUAAGAAUGUGAAAUGUCAGAAUAAUAGCAGAGAGAAUUAUUUAUUUCAGCUUUUAUUUCUUUCAUAACAUUCCCAGUGGGUCAGAAGUUUACAUACACUCAAUUAGUAUUUGGUAGCGUUGCCUUUACAUUGUUUAACUUGGGUCAAACGUUUCUGGUAGUCUUUCACAAGCUUCCCACAAUAAGUUGGGUGAAUUUUGGCCCAUUUCUCCUGACAGAGCUGGUGUAACCGAGUCAGGUUUGUAGGCCUCCUUGCUCGCACACGCUUUUUCAGUUCUGCCCACAAAUUUUCUAUAGGAUUGAGGUCAGGGCCUUGUGAUGGCCACUCCAAUACCUUGACUUUGUUGUCCUUAAGCCAUUUUGCCACAACUUUGGAAGUAUGCUUGGGGUCAUUGUCCGUUUGGAAGACCCAUUUGCGACCAAGCUUUAACUUCCUGACUGAUGUCUUGAGAUGUUGCUUCAAUAUAUCCACAUCAUUUUCCUUCCCCAUGAUUCCAUCUAUUUUGUGAAGCGCACCAGUCCCUCCUGCAGCAAAGCACCCCCACAGCAUGAUGCUGCCACUCCCGUGCUUCACGGUUGGGAUGGCCGUUCUUCGGCAUGCAAGCAGUCCCCUUUUUCCUCCAAACAUAACGAUGGUCAUUAUGGGCAAACAGUUCUAUUUGUUUCAUCCGACCAGAGGACAUUUCUCCAAAAAGUACGAUCUUUGUCCCCAUGUGCAGUAGUCUGGCUUUUUUAUGGCGGUUUUGGAGCAGUGGCUUCUUCCUUGCUGAACGGCCAUUCAGGUUAUGUCGAUAUAGGACUCGUUUUACUGUGGAUAUAUAUACUUUUGUACCAAUUUCCUCCAGAAUCUUCACAAGGUCCUUUGCUGUUGUUCUGGGAUUGAUUUGCACUUUUCGCACCAAAGUACGUUCAUCUCUAGGAGACAGAACGCGUCUCCUUCCUGAGCGGUAUGACGGCUGCGUGGUCCCAUGGUGUUUAUACUUGCAUACUAUUGUUUGUACAGAUGAACGUGGUACCUUCAGGCGUUUGUUAAUUACUCCCAAGGAUGAACCAGACUUGUAGGGUCUAUAUAUUUUUUUCUGAGGUCUUGCCUGAUUUCUUUAGAUUUUCCCAUGAUGUCAAGCAAAGAUGCACUGGUUUAAAGGUAGGCCUUGAAAUACAUCCACAGGUACACCUCCAAUUGACUCAAAUGAUGUCAAUUAGCCUAUCAGAAGCUUCUAAUGCCAUGACAUCAUUUUCUGGAAUUUUCUAAGCUGUUUAAAGGCACAGUCAACUUAGUGUAUGUAAACUUCUGACCCACUGGAAUUGUGAUACAGUGAAUUAUAAGUGAAAUAAUCUGUCUGUAAACAAUUGUUGGAAAAAUGCAUUGUGUCAUGCACAAAGUAGAUGUCCUAACCGACUUGCCAAAACUAUAGUUUGUUACCAAGAAAUGUGUGGAGUGGUUGAAAAACAGGUUUUAAUGACUCCAACCUAAGUGUAUGUAAACUUCCGACUUCAACUGUAUAUACCCUGCUGUUUCUCUGUCACGAAACCUCUUCUUGUCUUGGCCUGCCCUUCAAGCAGGCAUCAGUGGUGAACGAGCUGAAGAACUGGUGCAUGGCCAAGCUCCAGAACAUUGAGGUGCGUUUCGCUGGAGACCCCCGCAACGCCAAGCUGCGUCGGUCCUCAUCCAUGGCUGAGGGCCUGUGUGAGGUGGACCCUGGGGGCAGCGUCCAGUGUCUGGCCCCCCACACCACUGACCUCACCGAGGGAGACCCCAACACGGCCGCCACAGAGGACCCCUCAGCCAAUCAUAACUUUGUGGUUCAGGUGGACAACUCUCCAGGUACGGUUCAAACAGAACUCAGUGAAAUAGCCAGUGCUCUGAAUUACUACUCUUAUGCACAUGCACGAACGCACACACACAAUGAGAGGGAACUCAUUUCACACAGAUACAGGCUUAUGUAAGCGUUACAUAAUCUAACUAUAUUAUUCUUAGGUCAAACCCUUUUUUAGAAGUAAAUAACAGAGAAUGUGGCCCAAAUACAACAUUUUUACAGAAAUGCUAAAAUUAUAAAUUUGCCUUUGGCAGGUUAAUUAAUGUAUCAUCCUAAUCUAUCACACUGCAUUUGAAGAUGGCAAUCUCACUGGAACUAAUUUGAGUAAUCAUAAAUUAUUUAUUGUGUGCCGUGCUCUAAGGUUGAUUUAAUUCUAAUUCACUUAAUAAUUGCCUCUUGGAAAUCUUCCAGAUGGUGAUAAACAUCACAAGCGAGAAAACAUCUCCUCCCCAACUCCCGCUUUAUCCCUUUCCCCAUCUCCCCAAGUGGUGCGGCCCAAGGAACGCUCGCUGUGUUCUACUGACCCCUGCAGGCCGUUCCAGGGACUGCAGGACGUGGCACUGCUGGAGUUGGGAUCAAGCAGCAGAGGCAACAACCACCGGGCCAGCAGCCUGUCCCCAGCCACCGAGCGCCGCUGCAGCAACAGGCAAGACAAGGACUGCGACAGGGAGAGGGAUAGAGACAGGGAGAGGUGCAGGGACAAGGGCAAGCACCACAAGAGGCAAUCCCAGGGCAGGACAAAGGCCAAGGGGGACAAGGGGGCUUCGGUGGGGCAGGCCGAGGGGACUCUGGGGGUGUUUGGGGAGAGAGCCGUGGAGAAAGGCGGGGGUGAGGGCUUUGCCCAGGAGAGGGAGAACAUGCACGCCCUGGAGGUGACACAGUACUUCUUUGAGGCGGUGUCGACCCAGAUGGAGCACUGGUAUGAAAGGAAGAUCCAGGAAGCCAGGUGGCAGGCAGACCAGAGGGCCCAGGCAGACAGGGCUGCCCUGCUGGAGAAGAUAACCUACCUGGAGGACGAGCUACUCAUGCUCAGGACUAACAGGCAUGACGACAGCUAACACAGGCACACCACUGCAGAAUUUAGAGUUAAACCUUCAGAACAGCAAAAAUCAUCAUCUGAGCUCAUUACAGAUGGCGACCUGGAUCCAGUGGACCCACUGACCAAAAUAAUUGUCAUUGACCGAAUUUAGCUGAUUUCAUACUUAUGGCAAAUAAUGUCAUUCAACAGUAUAAAAUCAUCUGUAUAGUAACUUAUUUUAAAGACAUGUUAUGGCAUGCCAGACAAUUCAGUAGAAUGUGGUCUUGUUAUUAAUGUGUUUUGUUCUAUACAUCUGGGCAGCUCCUGUGUUUGUGCUUUGUAAAACCCCUAGAUUUACUGAUAGUUAUUUACAGUGGAUUUUGUCAUGGUGCCAUCAUGGAACUGAUGCACGUACACACCUGGGCACAAUGUUACGCUGUCCUAAAGUCAACAUGCCAAUACUUUUUAUCCUGUGAUGAGAAAGCCUGUUAUGUGAAAGAUUCUGUCAGUUUGCUUAUGGAAAAUGUGGGUCAUUUUUUGUGACAUUGUGAAUUUGUAUUCAAUGAGAGAGUAGAGAAAGACAAGCGCAGACAGCUUUAGAAAUAGUUGAGUUAGCCAGGAUGCUUAAAAUAUCAGUAGAAUAAGCUACUGCAAGCUUUCAUACAGGUAUGUGACUUACAAGGGUAACAUAACUCACGAGAAUACAUCCAAACUGACAAUGUCUUAACUCAUACACUUUUGUGCCAACCCACUAUUUCUUUGAUGGUAAAAACCAUAACAUCCUAAUACUUGUCCUUAGCACUAAAAUGAGUUACUGUUAAGACCCUGUUUGCAUGAUGAAAAGUAUUUUUGUCUUCUGAAAUAGACCUGUGCAUACAGUAAAUUAGUUAGUGCUCAUGUGUGACAUUUGUUCUGUUCAUGUGUGAGGGUGUGGUACAUUGAUGUCUUUGUUGAUAUGAACAUACAUUCAGUGUAAUAAAGUAGAUGUAAAAUGUAUUUAGUAAAAAAAACUAUAGAC